GGCUGAUGCUGGGCGGCGACCAAGGCAAAAGCAAGCAACAUCACGCGGCUCAAGGUGGGAGUGCUGGAAGUACUAGCAUCAUUAAGGCAACCGGAAGAGAUGCUGGUGCUUGUUCAUCUUCAUCGUCAAGGCCGGGUGCUGUGGGAGUUACCACGAGGAGACGGGGACCGUCUCGAGCCGAGGCAGUGGCAGCCAAGUUACGCGGAGAGGCGGAGCGCGCGAAACCGAGUAGGGUGGAUGACCUUGACAACGACGCUAGCAGGGGGCCACAACCGGCAAGGGGAGCUUGGUCAACCCAGAACACGUGCAAGAGCAUGAGCAGCAAGUGCAACAGUAACAAGAAGACGAAGCCGCCAGAUGCGCUCCUCGGACCUUCCAGAGUAGGCCUAAGCGCUAGUGGCGAUGGUUCGGUCGUGUGGGGUCCCGCUGACGCUGAUCUUAUACACGUGAAACCAUACAGAAGAUACUGGUUUGAGCGGCCUCCUCGAGUACCGAAGCUAGAGUACUACGAUGCGAAUGGUGACCUCGCUUUCGGUGUCCCGGACGACAAAACUCUGGCAGCUUUAUUGACGCAAGAAAAAGGAAAUAGAAAUUGUGUCUGGAUUUCUAGGCGGCGGCAUCGACGGCGAAACAAGAACAGACUAGCGCUAGAUCAUAAUGGAGGUCACGGACGAGGAAAUAGCGAAAAUAGUCAAAACGUCGUAGCAAAAGGCGAAAAAAUGCAGAUCUUCACCGAAUUGCGAAUAGGGACAGGCCUCGAUGUAUUGAGCAGAGGAGCAACUAGGGCCGCAGAGGGGGUUGUCCCCGAUUGCACUGAAUCACAAGGAAGAAAUGGCACUUGUGCUACAGGCGUGGCGCAAGAGCAAACACACGGAUGGCAAAGCAAAGAAGGAAACCCGGACAACGCACACCAGGAAGAACCACAUGUCGCCAGACCACCUGAACAGCUAGAUUUCGACCACGAUGCAGACUUGCAUAGGGAACUCGACUACUUCGUUGCGCUAAAGCGACAGGGCAUCACCGUGGAAAAGUGGGAUGAAAUACGUCGAUGUAGCGCGGAAGAAACUCCUGCAGAAAACAAUAAAGAGAGCGCCGAUUCGCCAUGGCCUCCUGUACCCCGUAUCGCGAAUAGUGCUCUCAAACAUAGAGGAGGGGACUUAGACGAAGAAGAAGGAAUUCUUGCAGUUGCAGGAGCAGAUUCUCAGCACGACAAAAAUUUCGAAGGCAGUCACGAAACUCCAUUCAUGAAGUGUGAGCAUUCUUCAUCUUCUUCAUCCUCCUUGCGCGAUGUGAGCAGAACGACCACAUCAAGUAUAGCAUAUGGAGGUUCACCAUUCAUCACGUGGUCAACGUGGACAUGCUGUCGUGAAGAUGAAGGUCUUCAUGAUCACUCCUCUGAUCCGGCAAACAUGAAUGCCAUGUCGAGCCCUAUUGACGACGUGGUCGAGGUGAUAGACGCUGACAUUUGUGCAAUGCUAUUUUCGGGCGUCGAUGAGUGGGAGGAGGAGAAUGAAUUGUCCUGCGCGGCAUUUUUUGAUGCUCCACCAGAUGGAAGUAGCAAUGUUCCACCAGGAGCAUGGAGCGGGAGCCAGCAGCGUACUUACAUAUCUUCCGGACACUCUACGAGAAGGCGCGGGAGGAGUGGUCGACGUAACAUGACAAGAACUUCUACAAAGGAGGACAGCGACAUUUUUGUAGAACAAGUCACGUCUAGUACAAGUAGCACGAGGGCAUUUUUCCUCGAUGUAGCGUUUGUUCUUGCACUGAUAUUUGAAGGUAGUCACAGAGCGGUGAUGAAUGAAGAUGGUUGUGAAGAAAAAACGAGUAGGAGUUGUACACAAGAAGAAGAGCAAGAUGAUGAAGGUAACACGUCCGUCGAUUUUUUUCUAGCGGCGUCAGUCAUCGUCGAGGCAGUGACAAAGAGCUGCUUGUUGCAACUCCACCUACAGGAGGAGGAGGAGGAGGAAGGAUACAACAGUGGUGCCAUAAUAGAAAUAGAAGGUCAUCAUGAAGCCAAAUAUGAUGAGCAGUGCGGUGUUGCUAGUAUGAGCAAGCGGACCGGGCGUACUGAUCAACUUCUUGCAUCGACGACGAGAAAAGACUGCGGUGCGCGUCGCGAUGAACGAGUAGAACCAGGAGUUUCGCUAGCCCCUACCUCAUCGACAUUGUCGUCCGCUAAAAAAGGUGAUGCACUCCAGGAAUUACAACAACAAGCACAUCACUGCAACUUGUUACCCGUGGUCGCCUCUUCGACGAUACGUGAAAGGCAUGCCCCGAGCUUCUUUCCUACGCGUUGCAAGGACAUCGAAUUUGAUUUCAAAGCUGAGCCAGUCUUAGAUGCAGUACUCAAUGUGAAGAACAUUGACGGUGGUGCCGCAGAACAUCAACCGCAUUACAGAAAAAAUGAUUCACGCCUCCCUCUGAGCGCGCCGCAUUCAUCCUCGACAAACAACGUCAUGAAAUCAAAUGCUCUUUUACUACAUGAGGAUCAAGCUAUUCUAGAUCUAGAGACGACAUUUACAUUACGCGAUGAAGCGAUGAGGACGACUCAGGAUCAGCACGAUCGAGACCAUGCACUGGCUAUGCAGUUGGCCUUGGAGAGACCCG
Molecule: messenger RNA, 2607 nt
Organism: Amoebophrya sp. A25
Lineage: Eukaryota; Dinophyceae; Syndiniales; Amoebophryaceae
Source: the annotation of a GenBank genome assembly